This is a messenger RNA of Amphiprion ocellaris (clown anemonefish), 726 nucleotides long. RefSeq lists its product as uncharacterized. NCBI's taxonomy places the organism in Eukaryota, Metazoa, Chordata, Actinopteri, Pomacentridae. The transcript is spliced from 2 exons. Gene Ontology annotation, biological process: response to bacterium. The record is from RefSeq and is a predicted model, not a curated record. Bases 1 to 726 code for a protein of 241 amino acids.
AUGGCUCAGAUGGAUAACUUGAAUUUCUACAUGUCUGUUCGUCAAGAGAGACUUUUCCUAUCAAGUAAAACUGGAGACAACGUGACUCUGCGAUGUUUCUAUGAAGGAGAUGCAGUGAUGCUUUACUGGUAUAAGCAAACUUUGGGACAGGAACCAAGGCUCAUCUCUACCUCCUACAAGCAUGGCAUGGAUGGCACUUUUUACAAUGAAUUCCAGAGGGAUCCACGCUUCACACUGGUUAAUGUAAAAGGUAAAACUCACCUAAAGAUAACAGAUCUGCACAUUUCAGAUUCAGCUACUUACUACUGCACAAGUAGCUAUUUAUACACGUUAGAAUUUGCAGGGGGUGCUACCAUCUAUGUAAACCACUCAGGUUUGAACUUCCAAACUUUGGUCCAGCAGUCAACAUCUAAGACCAUCCAACCGGGAGACGCUGUGACUCUGAACUGUACAGUACAUACUGGGACCUGUGAUGGAGAACACAGUGUUUACUGGUUCAAAACUGAAGAAGAAUCUUAUCCAGGACUAUUUUACACCCGUGGAGGCAGGGAUGAUCACUGUGAAAAGGAACUCAACACACAAAUGCACAUCUGUGUCUAUAACCUGCCAUUAAAGAGCCGCAAUCUGUCUGAUGUUGGGACCUACUACAGUGCUGUUGCCUCAUGUGGACACAUUCUGUUUGGAAACGGGACCAAGCUGGACUUUGAGGGUAUGUCACAUUCUUGA